Molecule: messenger RNA, 1937 nt
Organism: Etheostoma spectabile (orangethroat darter)
Lineage: Eukaryota; Metazoa; Chordata; Actinopteri; Perciformes; Percidae
Gene: pih1d2
Product: PIH1 domain containing 2
Exons: 5
Coding region: 292-1239 (315 amino acids)
Biological process (GO): rRNA processing; box C/D snoRNP assembly
Cellular component (GO): ribonucleoprotein complex; cytoplasm; R2TP complex
Source: RefSeq, a predicted model, not a curated record
UCCAUAGCAACUGACAACAUUAGCUAAGCGAGCGUUGAUUUGUUUUACGUUAGCUGUUACUUUGACAGAAAUGAACUACGUUAGUUUGUUAUAUUUAUGUUCUAGCCGUAUUUAGAGCCUCUUUCAAUAGCACAACUAAUUUGUAAUACUGUAGACAAGCUGGUUUUCUAACAUUAGCGUUUCUAGUUAACUUCGUGUUUUCUUUUCAGACAGCUAACGCUAGCUAGCAUAACUAACGUCAGUGGCUAGUUAGCGUUAACGUUAACUCCAAAAUAAGACAGUCACCGUAAUAUGUCCUCCACUGGCAGUAAAGCGGAUGUUUUACAGCAAGUCAACCAGUUUUGGUCCAUCCUGGACGAUCUUUCUCAAAAUGACCCCACGGCCUACCGCAAGUUGAUUGAGAAACAGAUGAAGGAAGGAGCUGGAUUCAGUGCUCCGCCUGAACUCGACUCUUGUUUGCGCACCGAAAUAGUGGAGCCCAAGAAAGGGUCACUGUAUAUCAACAUAUGCAGCUGGAAACGUGUGCCUGCACCUCAGGAUCCCAGCGUGCCUUUACCUCUGUGUGCAGGAAAACUGGAAACAGACACAAAUGAAGGUCAAGGUGGGUACACGGUGUUGGACGUAGCAUUUAACCCUGAAGUGCUACAGGAAAGUAAGAAAAACAAAACAGAAUUGUAUAUACUGGCCCUGAGUUUUGCCCGGCAGCAGUAUGGGAUGAGGUUAAUUCAGCAGUACACGGUCGUCAGCUGCAGCCCAAAAAGUAGCCCAGAUGACUUGCACCGCCGGCUUGGGUUUCGGCACCCGUCCAGACAACCAAACACAGCCAGUCAGACCCCAGCUGAUCUUCUGCAGCAGAUCUCCUCUCUACGCUCAGAGAAACAACACAAGGACCCAGCAGCACAAAUUAUCUGCAGAAGUGCAGAGAACAAAAAGAAGGAUUUGAUCCAGGUCAUCUCCAGUAAAUCUGUGCAGCCUCAGAAGCCAGAGUACAAACUCGAGGUGAAAACUGAUAACGAAGGAGUUGCUCGCAGCAUGGAGCUGACAGUGGAGCUGCCAAAGGUUUGCUCCAUGUCAGAGUGCCAGCUGAGAAUCUCCAAGGACGACGUCUUACUGGAAGUGGAGGAUGUCUACUAUUUGCUUUUAGAAUUCUCCAAAACUGUGAUUGAAGACACUGCAUCUGCAAUUUUCAACAAGAAGAAACGAAUACUUACUUUGAGAGUGGAUGUGGAUGUUUUCUGACCAUUUGAUUUAAGAUAUACUCUGAAAUGGUGUGUGUGUGUGUGUGUGUGUGUGUGUGUGUGACAAACCCUCUGUCCUGUCUGCACUGGCUGUCCAAAGUGUGUAGUCAGUCCAUGUGACUGGACAUGCCCUGCAAACAAACAAACAACAGCUCCCCUGUAAACUGAUCUGCUCCCAAAUCCAAAAUGAUGUUUUUACUGAAGCAAAUAUUUCACUGUCCCUUUGUGCUGUGUGGGUUGAUCUGCAGCAGCAAAUAUAAUUCUUACCCCCCCAAAAAAAUUAAUUAACUUUAAUAACAAUCUGUGGGUUUUGUUUAUUAAUGUGUGGGUGUGUGAGGAUAGGUGUAUAAUGGGUAGGAGCUGGUGUACAGUGUCAUUACUAUACUCCGGGGGAAUAAUUCACAACAAAAUGAUCCAUGCAAUAAUUCAUAUUUAUUAAAACAUUAAAAUUGAUGCAGAACAACAACAUGUAUUUGGCAAUCUGGAACAUGUGAACAAUGUCAGUAAACAUUUAUUUUAAGGUUUGCAUACUAUGCACUGAUUACAGCUUUUUAGAGCACAGCUUAUUAUGUUUUAUUUAUUGGAAAUCACAUUAACUUGCUUUCAUAUUUCAUAUUUCAAGUAUCAUAAUACUGACCAUUAACUGCUAGUCUCACAUAUUCAUUAAUUUAUGAGCUGCAAACAAUGUAUAAUAUCCAU